ACACGCCUGUAUACGGGAAAGACAUGUUUCGAUUUCGGGAAGUUCAACUUGUGCGACGAGCAUGGGUCGCAAACCGGCAGUUUUGUGUACUCGUUCGACAAGAGCCAGUUUUGCUAAGGACACAAACUCAAAAGACAACCAAGUACCGCCACUUUUCCUUCGAAUCAUGGGGAAUGGCGCUGUCCCGAUCGGCUCCCGUCGCCUACGCGCAGGAGUUCCUCGAAACGGUGCACAUGAACAGUGGACUUUCGUGGUGCACGACCAUCGUCACUACGUCGCUGGCACUUCGGAUCGUGGUCACACUUCCCCUGGCUCUCUAUCAGAGUCACAUCAUCGCAAGACUCGCCAACUUGGACAAGGAGAUCGCUCAGAUAGCCCACGAGCUGAGAGGUGAAACAGCCCGCGCCGUCAGGAUGUACAACCUGGACGAAAAACAGGCCAAGUACUUGUACAGAAGAAGCUUGAAGAAACAGAUCAACAACUUGAUCGUCAGAGACAACUGUCACCCAUUCAAGUCCUCCCUGGUCAUUUGGUUCCAGCUUCCGCUGUGGAUCAGCCUCUCUGUCGCGCUUCGGAACAUGGCAUACAUGAUGCCUUACCAGGACAUGGCUGCCCAGGCCCUGUUUCUUGAACUCUCCGUUGGAGGUGCACUGUGGUUCCCGAACCUCACGUUGCCAGAUCCGCUCUUCGUGAUGCCUCUGCUUCUAGGGAUCACCAACCUCCUAAACAUUGAGUUUCACGCACUGCAACAUACAAAACAGCUGACGAAAGUCAGGAAAGUGUUGACGUACACCCUCCGUGGGAUGAGCGUCCUCAUGAUACCCAUUGCAAGUAUAAUGCCGACUGAUGUUACUCUCUACUGGCUCUGCUCAAGUGGGUUUGCAUUGGGACAAAACCUGCUGAUGAUCAAUCCCAAAUUUAGGCGUGCCUGCAGAAUACCUCGGACUGCAAACGAAAGUCAAACACCGUUCAGGGACCUUUCAGAUAGGCUCAAAAAACGUUUCGAGUUCAAUAAAACCGGCACGUGAAAUCCUCAAAUAUGAAAACAGUAAAACUCUGAUUUAGAAUCUGUGGACUUGCUUUUUAGUCAUAGUUUCAUCCAUAAAAUAAAGAAAUAAAGAUAGUUUUUCACUU
Ixodes scapularis (black-legged tick) is the source of this 1134-nucleotide messenger RNA. Its product is annotated as cytochrome c oxidase assembly protein COX18, mitochondrial. The coding region runs from base 24 to 1028 and encodes 334 amino acids. Gene Ontology annotation, molecular function: membrane insertase activity. Gene Ontology annotation, cellular component: mitochondrial inner membrane. Gene Ontology annotation, biological process: protein insertion into mitochondrial inner membrane from matrix; mitochondrial respiratory chain complex IV assembly. NCBI's taxonomy places the organism in Eukaryota, Metazoa, Arthropoda, Arachnida, Ixodida, Ixodidae. The transcript is spliced from 5 exons. The record is from RefSeq and is a predicted model, not a curated record.